AUGGCGCGUCCCUAUCGCAAUAACUGGCACCCAUAUCAAAACAACAACAACAACAACAACCGGAAGGGUUGGCCAAAGAAGAGAGGCUGGGAGGAGAAGUUGCAUCGCGCAGAUGACCAAAUCGCCCCAACCCUCGCUUCUCGCUCCACUGACGACCUCCAACGCUGGGCCCUCGUGACCGCCAACAUGCCGCAACAAGGCCAUCGCAAGAACGAAACCGAAAUCAUUGAGCGCAUCCAACGAAGAUAUGAGCAUCCUAAUAAUCAAAGCCAAACUCCACCAGCGCCGUUCCAGGGCUUGCACCACGCCCCAGCCCAUCACGACGCAUUUCAUGAACCCAUAGGGAAAGCUUCCAGUCCACCAAUAACUCCAUACGCCAACGCCUGGAAACGGCCACGGUCCAUGUCACCCCCAUCAUCUCGACACUCGCUGCGUAACGAUCUCAGUGCAUUUGGGUACGUGCAAUCGAUGAAGCGGCGUCGGUCCAGGUCACCAUCCCCAGCGAGUUCCUUGCAUUUCCCCACCACAAAGCAGAGGCACCAGACUGGCACAGUGGCUGCUAGUGAGGUCGACGAGGAUUAUGAUUAUGCUCAAUCGAGCGAUUGGAGCUUUCCGAGCAGCGAUCACGAUGCGGCCGACAGCAGAUGA
Molecule: messenger RNA, 648 nt
Organism: Cucurbitaria berberidis CBS 394.84
Lineage: Eukaryota; Fungi; Ascomycota; Dothideomycetes; Pleosporales; Cucurbitariaceae
Exons: 1
Coding region: 1-648 (215 amino acids)
Source: RefSeq, a predicted model, not a curated record